Molecule: messenger RNA, 1932 nt
Organism: Colletotrichum orchidophilum
Lineage: Eukaryota; Fungi; Ascomycota; Sordariomycetes; Glomerellales; Glomerellaceae
Exons: 8
Coding region: 1-1932 (643 amino acids)
Biological process (GO): transmembrane transport
Cellular component (GO): membrane
Molecular function (GO): myo-inositol:proton symporter activity
Source: RefSeq, a predicted model, not a curated record
AUGCCUCCUCCCAAGGCAGACACGGAGGCUCCCCCCCUCCCUGAGACACACACCGACUCCCGAACCUCGGGCAGUGACGGCGGCAACGGAUCCAACGACAACAAGAACGCGGGCGCGGCUGCCGGGGCCCACGCCUCGACCGCCGCCCUCCUCCGCAACCCGCUCGUCGGGCUCACGCACGAUGAGAUUCUCAAAGACGCCGACAGCUUCACCGAGGCAAAGGGCUUGCAGGAACACCGCGAAGUCUUCCGUAAAGGCGCUCUGGUCGCGCAGGUGAUUAACCGACCCGACGGGUUCGAGUCCAUCGCCGCCCUCGUGGAGGAAGAGAAGGCGGUUCUCCGGAAAGAAGUCACCCAUCGUUGGCAUCAGCCUGUGUCACUCUACUUCUUGUGCGCGCUAUGUGCGGGAUCGGCCAUUGUUCAGGGCAUGGAUCAGACCGCCGUCAACGGCGCCCAGGAGUUCUACUAUGAGACGUUUGGCCUCCAAGACGACCCUACAAUGCAAGGGCUCGUCAACGGCGCCCCGUACCUCUGCUCCGCCCUCGUCGGCUGCUGGAGCUCCCCCAUCUUGAACAAGUAUACAGGCCGCCGCGGGACAAUCUUCAUCUCGUGCUUCAUGUCCGUCGUCACCGGCUUCUGGAUGGCUGCCGCAGACAGUUGGUACAAUCUCCUCAUAGCACGCUUCUUCUUGGGCUUCGCAGUCGGCGCGAAAAGCAGCACGACGCCCGUGUACUCGGCUGAGAGUACACCCAAGACCAUCCGUGGUGCUUUGACAAUGAUGUGGCAGAUGUGGACAGCCUUCGGUAUCGCGCUGGGUUUCAUUGUAUCCGUCGCCUUCGCCAACACGGAUUUUCUGGGAGAAAACACUCAGUGGCGAUGGAUGCUUGCUAGUACAUCCGUGCCGCCUCUAAUUGUCAUGGUACAGGUUUACUUCUGCCCCGAGAGUCCGCGGUGGUACAUGGAAAAGGGCAAAUACCAACAGGCUUUCCGAUCGACCCUCCGGCUGCGACACCACCCAAUCCAGGCAGCCAGGGACAUGUACUACGCCCACAAGCUCUUGGAAAUCGAAACGAAAGCCCGGGGCGGUCGCAAUUGGAAGGAUUUCUUCACAGUUCGAAGAAACAGACGCGCCGCGUUGUCCUCGUAUUUCACCAUGAUUAUGCAACAAUUUUGCGGAAUCAACGCCAUGAUGUAUUACUCCACCAACAUCUUUGAAACAAGCGGCUUCGACCGUAGUACAGCCCUCUUGACCUCCAUGGGAAUGGGCCUCAUCAACUGGCUCUUCGCCCUCCCAGCCUUUUACACAAUCGACACCUUUGGCCGCCGCAACCUCCUCCUGGUAACCUUCCCCCUAAUGUCCCUGUGCCUCUUCUUCACCGGCUUCAGCUUCUACAUCCCAGAGGGUACGGGACGACUCGCUUGCGUGGCAACAGGAAUCUACCUCUUUGCGGCAGUCUACUCCCCCGGUGCGGGUCCCGUCCCCUUCACCUACAGCGCGGAAGCCUUCCCCUUGCACAUCCGCGACAUCGGCAUGAGCAGCGCCACCGCGGUGACGUGGGGCUUCAACUUUAUCAUCAGCUUCACCUGGCCGCAGAUGAUUGCCAGCUUCGGCGUCACGGGUGCGUUCGUGUGGUACGCCUGCUGGAACAUCGUCGGCUUCGUCGUCGCCUACUUCUUCUUGCCCGAGACCAAGAACUUGAUGCUCGAGGAGCUCGACAGCGUCUUUGACGUUCGUAGCCGCGACCACGCCGGGUACUAUGCUUCCAAGAUGCCGUGGUAUGCUAAGAAGUAUGUGUUGCGGAGGGACGUGGAGCCGUUCCCUCCUCUUUAUGAAUUGGACAUGGAUGAACCUAGGUAUCGCGAGGCAGAUCACAAGGCUAUUGUGCAUCACGACGAGACGGGGCUUGUUACGGGACAAUCUACCGAGAAGUAG